This is a messenger RNA of Coffea arabica (coffee), 537 nucleotides long. Its product is annotated as cysteine-rich repeat secretory protein 38-like. Lineage: Eukaryota; Viridiplantae; Streptophyta; Magnoliopsida; Gentianales; Rubiaceae. The record is from RefSeq and is a predicted model, not a curated record.
AUGGCUUCGUCAAAAUUAACCAUUUCCCGCUGCAUUCUUUACAUUGCCAUUUUUGUAGAAAGGGCCGCUGCGGUCGACCUUGUUGAGCUUCUGGCCGUUGAUUGCAGACCAUCGAACAAUUUUACCGCCGGGAGUAAAUACCAAAACGAGUUGAACAUUGUCCUGAAUUAUCUUCAGAGAGCAACUCCUGCAACAGGGUUCGCUUUUGAAUACGUUGGGGAAGCAAAAACUGGUAGUGGGAUAUAUGGCCGAGCCCUCUGUAGAGGAGACAUUUCAGCUACGGAAUGCAAAACCUGUAUUGAUGCAGCUAUCACGGAGCUUCGCCAAAACUGUACUUUCAGGAAAGUAGCAGGUGCUUGGUAUGAAGGCUGUUUUGUGAAGUACAGCAACCAGGACAUAUACAGCAAACUUGAUCGCGGAAGCUGUUUUCGAAAGGAGAAGUUAAGGUCACACAAUCAUCAGAAACUCUGUACGGGUUGGUUCAGUGUGCUUUGGAUAUUUCCGCGGCUGAUUGCAAGACUUGCUUUAGUGAGCUGA